Molecule: messenger RNA, 1081 nt
Organism: Microthlaspi erraticum
Lineage: Eukaryota; Viridiplantae; Streptophyta; Magnoliopsida; Brassicales; Brassicaceae
Source: the annotation of a GenBank genome assembly
GUUUUUUGCAAAUGUUCUUCAAGAGGCUCGUUCUGCUCAACCAUCAGCGAGACCUAAACAAUCAUCAGGUAUCAAUGGUGGUGGUAGACCUGCUCAGGGUCCCCCUCGUGAGGAGAGGAGACCAGUUUCAGCGAAUGGGAGACCGGCUUCCUCUGGCGGUCAAAUGAAUCAUCCGAGACCGGUUCCCUCGGGAAGCCAAAUGCAAAACUCGAGACCGGCUUCCUCUGGCAGCCAGCUGAAUCAUUCAAGACCGGCUUCCUCAGGGAGACCAGCUUCUUCAGGCAGUCAGAUGCAAAACUCAAGACCGGCUUCCUCUGGUAGCCAAAUGCAGCAAAGGGCUAUGUCCUCUGCUAGUCAAAGACCAGUUUCCUCCACAAACCGUCAGGCACCAACAAGGCCACCAGGCUCUACGAUGAAUGGCCAGUCAGCUAACCAGAGUGGCCAAUCGAAUUCCAGAUUAGAGUCUCAGAGAUCAGCUCCUGCGAAAGCUCCUAUGGAAAAUAGGAGACCAAUGAGCAGCAAUGGAGUUGGUCCUGGUCGGUCAGCGUCCACGGGAAGACCUUUGCCUUCUAAGCCUUCAUUGGAGAGAAAGCCCUCCAUCUCGGCGGGGAAGAGUUCUCUUCAAAGUGCUCAGAGACCGUCCUCAUCGAGACCAAUGUCGUCUGAUCCAAGGCAACGGGUGGUGGAACAGAGAAAGGUGUCACGCGUUCCUGCGACAUCCAGGAUGAUCCCAAAACAGUCAGCGCCGAGCUCAAAACAACAGAUGAUGAGCAGGCCGGUGCCCAAGAGACCUCCUUCGCGUGAUAUGGCGGAUGAUCGAAGGCCGCUGAAGAAGAAGAAGCCUGCAAGAAUGUCAGAGGAUGAUAAAGCAUUGUUUAUGAUUAGAAACAUGUUCAAUACCGGUCGUUAUGCUGGGCGUGACGAUGAUGACAGUGACAUGGAAGCAGGCUUUGAAGAUAUCAUGAAGGAAGAGAGACGAAGUGCGAGAAUCGCAAAGGAGGAAGAUGAAAGAGAAAGACUUCUCGAAGAGGAAGAAGAAAGAAGAGAGAGACAGAGAAAGGCUCGAAAGCUUGGCCGUUAA